Molecule: messenger RNA, 2242 nt
Organism: Marchantia polymorpha subsp. ruderalis
Lineage: Eukaryota; Viridiplantae; Streptophyta; Marchantiopsida; Marchantiales; Marchantiaceae
Source: the annotation of a GenBank genome assembly
CGAUGUGGCCUCUGUUGAGCUUCUCUCCCUCCUCUCAGAGGGAGAGGGAGACGAAAGGGUCAGAGUAACAAAAUAUGAGAGUCUGACCAACGAAGGGAAGGGAAGGGAAGGGAAGGGGGAGGGAUGGGAAUCGAGGAACGAGGGAGGUAAAGAUUAUGUGCUCUCCCGAUUACGGUGCUCUGUUCUGGGGCCCUCACGUCCAGCAAUUAUUUCUAUUCUUUCCUUUUCUUUUCUCCACGACGACCAGGAAGGACGAGGACGGUAUACGGGAGGGGCAUUCUAGCAGGUUCUAGGUCUUGUCCCUCCUUCACGUGGUCGACGACUCAGUCCUACGACGUCGGACUCUGUUUCUCGAAUUCUCACGAAACAUAUGGACGUUUUGCACCGGCCGUUAGCCCAAAUUGCUUCCUCACGUCAUGUGGAGUUUUGAAUCAUCGCAUGGUGUCCAAAGCCUUGGUUUUCCGGUGGACCGAGGGGCAUGUUGGUAAAUUUGGGAUCUAGACAGGGAUCUAGACCGUCAUCCAGCAGAAUUUUGAAGGCUGUAGGUUGUUCUGCCGAUUGUGGAUUGAUCGAUCGAUCGGGGUUUCAGAGUAGAAAUUCGAUUUCUGUGGUGCAAUGAGGUUUUGGGCUGCAGGGGAGAGAGGUGAAACAAUCGGGUAUCUUGGAGAAUCAAUUGAGGACGAAGAAGAGGUAGGGUAAGGUAGGAAGGAGCUUGGGAAUGCGGUCGGAGCGUCAGUUCUGGUGUAGCAGAAGAAGAGAAAGCAGGGCCUGUGCGAGGAAGGCAGCGAAGGUUUGGCUUACUUGCCAAGAGGUCAGUUAAAAGAAUAGGAGAAUGUCGCCCGGUGUUGCCAGUGCAGAGAAACAGGCGGAGAUAUUGAAGGAUCAGGGCAAUGUGUACUUCAAGAAAGAACGCCUUAGUGCGGCAAUUGAUGCCUACACAGAGGCUAUAACGCUGUGUCCUCUAAUACCGGUCUACUGGACAAACCGAGCUCUUUGCCAUCGGAAAAGAAAUGAAUGGGAGCGUGUCGAAUCUGAUUGUCGGAAAGCACUAGAACUCGACAAAGAUUCUGUUAAGGCACAUUACAUGCUUGGACUGGCGUUGCUGCAGAGCCAACAGUACAGAGAAGCUGUUAAGCAAUUGGAGAAGGCAUUGGAGCUUGGGAGAGGAGGGAAACCAGGAACCUACAUGGUAGAAGAAAUUUGGCAAGAGCUUGCGAAGGCGCGGUAUACGGAGUGGGAACAAGGUGCCUUAGUAAGAAAGCGCCAACAGAAAGAUCUCAAAGAACUUUGCGAACGUCUUUUGAAAGAAGACUGUGAAAGAAGAUUGACUAUAGCUGAUGUCAACACCGCACCCGUGAAGCAAUCGCUGGUUGAGAUUGAUGGAGUUAUUCAACUAGAUGACGAUGAGUUCUCUGGAGAUGAAAACAAGAGUGACGACCCACCAAACGAGGAGAUAACCAAGCUCUACCAUCAACAUUUAGAAACUUUAACACAGGUGUUUGAUAAAGCCGGUGCCCCAGACCGGCCAGUUGAGGUUCCGGAUCAUUUGUGCUGCAAGAUUACCAUGGACAUUUUUAGAGACCCAGUUAUCACCCCAAGUGGUGUAACCUACGAGAGGGCUACUCUUUUGGAACAUUUACGCAAGGUGGGCAAGUUUGACCCAGUGACUCGAACGCCUCUUUCUUCGGAUCUUGUGGUGCCUAAUCUAGCAAUGAAGGAAGCCGUGCAAGCGUACUUGGAUGACCACGGGUGGGCCUACAGAACGUAUUAGCUGAUCGACUGCCCUUUGUAAUUAUACAUGUGAAAAUGGUGUUGGAGAAAGUUCAAACUUUCUGCGAGCUUUCAUUGAAGAUGAUUCGGAGAAUGAUGUACCAGUCAUUCGUUGUAAGAUUUACGUUGUGGUCAGGAAGUUCUGAGCUAUAUCCAGCACAGAGAAUCCUGCAGUUGGAGCUCAUUGUAGGAUUAGUCGAAUUCUUCAAUAAUCUUCGAUGUAAUCCGGCCACUUGGUAGCCGGGAGCAAUCAGCCGAGCAGGCUUUUUACAUUGAGAUUAAUGGUUCAUAGGAAUGUACUCAUUUGUUGUUACCUUCGCAACCUUGUGGCGAACAUUUAUAUGGCGACACAGUAGUUGUGAAUCGUUACUACCGCGAUUGCAGUGAACAAACUUUUGUGGAGGUUUCUCUGUUUGAGAAAUCGUUGUCAUCAACAUCUGGUCAUAUUACGAAUUCUACAAGUUUAUGUGAA